This is a messenger RNA of Betta splendens (Siamese fighting fish), 3994 nucleotides long. RefSeq names its product protein phosphatase 1 regulatory subunit 15B (gene ppp1r15b). The transcript has 2 exons. Lineage: Eukaryota; Metazoa; Chordata; Actinopteri; Anabantiformes; Osphronemidae. Bases 887 to 2836 code for a protein of 649 amino acids. Gene Ontology annotation, cellular component: protein phosphatase type 1 complex; endoplasmic reticulum. Gene Ontology annotation, biological process: response to endoplasmic reticulum stress. The record is from RefSeq and is a predicted model, not a curated record. Gene Ontology annotation, molecular function: protein phosphatase regulator activity.
UAGGACUUGGGUCACACGAAAACCUGAUAAACAUGUGGCGGCACGGACCUGCUCGCUGAGAUCUCGGACUUUCUUAUGUAACAGCAGAACCACGCACUCAAUUACGUAACAGAACUGCACGUUCCUGCUGACCUUCGUUCUUUCCGCCUCGGUAACAGCGCGACGCUCCCUGGUGGCGACUCGUUUUAGCCGGGAUGCGUCGUUGCAGACGGUUCCUUAACUUUCUGAUGAAAUCUCACAAGGCACGAACGGAAGCGUUUCGGAGGCUAAAGCUCGGUUCUAGAAGGUAGACCAAGAUAGUGUUGGCACCAGAAGUGGGGGAAGGCGACUCCCUUUUGAUUAGAAAAACGACCUGGAGUGUUUCAACGCCAAUAUUUUAAAUACAUCAUUGCUUUCGGUUUGUCUAACCGCCAGGCUAACUGCUAAUGCUAAGCUAAUCUUCUGAAUUCACCGGCUACCUCCGAGCGCAGACGUCAGCCGCCGCCUUCCAGGGUUUUGGAUUUGGACGCCAUGGCUCCGUUUUCAUCUUCAGACCUGGAUCUUUUCUCGCGGCGUGACUCAAGUGUAUUUAACCUUUGUUUUUGCUCCAGUUUCGGCUCCGUCUUUACCAAAUUGACCACAAGCAUGAAGUCCAACCACCACUUACAGCAAAGCGCCAGCGCCGCGAAACUCCCCGGCCUCACAGUCGACGUCUCCUGGGUUCCCGCCGGCUGCGGCGAGGGGUCAAACAGCGAGUCCGUGUAAGCAUGUCUGUUUGAAAGACUAAUGGAAACCGGCCAUAACCGCCUCUGUUAACGUGGACAGCUGUCACCGUGCACACCGACCACAGGACGCUCCGUCUGCGGCUCCGUGUCCGCUUCUUAACUUUUCACACUAAUGUCAGAAAAUGUUUAGAAACACGAGCAACGAGCGGCGCUUAACGGGGGGGCAGAAGCCGGCUUCUUUGGCCGGACAUGGAGUCUCCUCUUCUGCGCUCGACGGCCAGGAAAGCUCGUGGAUCGGCCUGCUCUCCGUCAUGUCCAGGCCCGCGUUGUCAUUCCUGCAUAAGUAUGUGACGGGCAGUCCGCGAACCCCGGCCCUGUCCGAGGGAGAAGCCGACUGGGUCAGCGGGGAGUUAAGAAGGGGCUUGGACGAGGAGAGGGAGUUUUUGAGACAUUUGGACGAUGUGGUACCGACUCGUCAACUCGCUGUCCUGCUGUGUCAGCACAACGCGGCAGCUGGUGGCCUGCUGGAGCCAAUGCCUGGGGGCCCUGCGCUGUGGCUGAACGCUGAGUCGCUGCCGAGCGCAGAGGAGCACCGCUUUGACCCAAAUGGAUACUUGUCUUCCCUCAGGACUUUCCUCAGUAGUGUUGUUAGGCGUUCAUCUCAGGGAAUAAAGCCCACAGCAGGGAGGGAGUGGGGGCCCGACGGUCAACCCAGGACCUGGUGGGGCAGCUUCACACAGAGCGGCCUGUUGUCAGAGGUGUCCUGGGUAGAGGAGGUGACCGGUCGGCUCUGUCCUCAACAAGUGGCUGAGACAAAAGCCGCUGAAACAACCACCUUGUUUGUCCAGUGCAGCGACAGGGAUUCGACGCUGGGAGAAAACACUGGAGCAACUCACCACAAAGAUCAACUGGCUCACAAUGAAGGCCUUCACACUGUCCAGAACACCAGCGGGUCGACACCAAACCACAGGCUCGCCAUCAGCGAGCACCUGAGCGGAGCAGGAGCUGCCUGCUGUGAGGUGCUGUUUCUGAGCCCUGAUCAUGACAAUGGUUAUUCCAGCCUGGAGGAGGAACGUGUCCUCAUGUACGUUAUGACCGCCUCAGCUGAACAGUCGCUGACAGGUGUCAACACUGUUGAGGAACAGAAUUCUGAGAAGAGAGACUCUACAUCAGGGGGGAUGGAGGAAGUACCAAUACCCAGUCAGGAGGAUCAGUCUGGGCUUGAGCUUGUGCCCCCCACCCCUCAGUGCCAGAACAAAGCCAUUGCCUACAUCAUGGGAUGCCCCUGCAGUGACGACGACGACAAAGACAGCAGCAGCCGGUCAGAUGAGGAAUCCACUCGUGAUGAUGAUGAUGGUUUUGACAGCUCAUCUGAUUUGUCAGACAUCACUGAUGAGGAUGAAGACUCUGACAGCAAGAUCGACUCAGAGGCUGAACACUUGUGGAGAUCCUUGUGCCACAAUCCAGAUCCAUACAAUCCCCGAAACUUCAGUGCGUCGCUGCACACGGGCUGCACCCAACCCAGGACCAUCCCGUCCUCCACACCAGAGUCAUCCUCCCAGUCCACACCCCACUCCUCUCCUCCUGGUGCCAGUGAUGCCUGGGAUGACUCCACCUCUGCCAGUGAGGUGGAUGAAGCUGAAAGUCUCCACCUGUGGAGCUCCUUCAGCUGCUCCUCAGACCCCUACAGCCCCUUUAACUUCCAGGCACCGCUCAGGACACAAGGGCCCAGCGAGGCUGCCUGGGCCAAGAGCAAGUCCACCAAAGCCUCCCAACCUCCCCCCCGCCACCACCAUCAAGCAGCAUCUCCACCUGAGUACAGGAAGGAGGAGGCUGAGGAGAGGCUGGACAGCGGCUUCUCUGAGCACUCCUCCGGCUCCUCCGCCUGCCACAGCUGUACAUCAACCAAAAAGGUCCGCUUCAGUGAUGAAGUAGAGGAGUUCUUCGCCAGCUGUGGCGAGGAGGAGGAGGAGGAGGACCGGCGAGGGCCGUGGGAGGAGCUGGCUCGGGACCGCUGCCGAUUCCUGCGUCGCUGCCAGGAGGUGGAACAGAGCAUCGCCUACUGCCUGGCGCCUCAGCACCGUAGCCUGGUGUACCAGCGGCUCACCAUCCCCCAGGCCCAGGACCCCUGAGGGGGGGGCAAACUGCUUUUCAGGUCUAUGGGUGGACCAACUGACCUGCAGAACUCUAACCCAUCUAGUGGCUCCGCCUCAAACUUAGUCCACAUGUUUGUUUUUGGACUCCUUGGACUAAUUUAGGAAGAUUGGUGUUGAACAGACAGGUGGAGGAAUCUGAUCUGAGUGUUUUUGUGGUGUGAAGGGCUGAACCUAUGGCUCUACUGUGAGAGUUAAAGUAGAAAUGGUCACUGUUUUUGCGUUUUUUGUCCUGGAGACCAAGCAGUGUGUCCUGUUCGCACAGUUACGAAAACCAGUUUCACAUAAGAAUGACUGUGUUUUUAGAUUAUUCAUUAAUUUAAACAAAAACAUUUUAGUUUUAUCAUAGUUGGUUUAUCCUUUUUAAAGUUCCCUGAGCUGGACAGAAAACAUUUGGUUUUUAAGAGCCUCAACCUGAUCAUAUGUUGCUUCAGUGUUUUAUCAGCUGAACAUUCUGCUCUGUCCGCAGCUGGGUCACCGCUCACAUGAGCUUGGCUCAUGUCCUCAUUCAGAAACACUGACACAUAGUUUAAGUUCAACAAACCUGUGAUGUUUAAAACCUAUAUCAAGUCAAGAAAUAUUUUCUUGCCGUCCAUCACUAUAGCUCGACUCGUUCUUCAACCAGUGAAGACAUCAGACCUCGUGGUCCCUGCUUCAGCAGCCACGUGUUUGUUCUUCAAAGCCAAAGAGUGUUGCCGUCUGACAGGAUGAAUUGGGCUGAUAAAACCUGGUUCAUUUGCAUGAACCAGUAUAGAAACGUUCCUGCUCAGACCCACUAAUCACUGACAUCAACCUUGAGUAUUCUGCUUUUGAUCAGUAUGACACACAGCUGUUUAUUAGAAUAGAGUUCCCUUUAACCAGUCACCUGACCUCCGGAAAAUCCAGGUUGGGUUCGAUUUCGAUGCAAAAUGACUUUUGCUUUAACUAUGGCUCAACAGGCGACGUGACUCGGCCCAAUAUAGCACACUGUUUAGUCAACAGCCUAAAGGGAAACUCACUGUUUUACACUGAUCGCCUGAAGAACGCUUGGUUUCAUUUAUUCCAAAAACACUUUAUUUUUCUAAUGUUUGGUUUGGUGGGUAACUUGUUCUUCUCAAUUCUCACUAAAUAUUAAAAUAAAAAUCAGUAAUGAUCACA